This is a messenger RNA of Juglans regia (Persian walnut), 3400 nucleotides long. RefSeq lists its product as uncharacterized. The transcript has 6 exons. Bases 1579 to 2874 code for a protein of 431 amino acids. The record is from RefSeq and is a predicted model, not a curated record. NCBI's taxonomy places the organism in Eukaryota, Viridiplantae, Streptophyta, Magnoliopsida, Fagales, Juglandaceae.
UUUGAUAGCUUGAGUUGUGAGAUUUACAAGCAUUGUGAUUUUUUGGAUAGACUACAUAGAACAGGUUCAGAGGAGUUACCUUUGUUUCUGUCUCUCCUUUUCCAACUGGUCUUUCCUCUCUCCGCUUCCUUCAUAUUGCUUUCCAGGAUGGGCCUAGUUGGCAGACCAGGGUUUGCUGUUAGGAAACUGGAUUCUGUUUGACCCCCACUUCCAUCACCUCCUCCUUCACUCCUGCCUAUAUUAUCUCGAAAAAUCACAGAUUCCCUCAAUUUCCUCCCCGAGAAUAUCUUUUCUCGACCUUCCAUAAGUGCCACACCUGCAUCAGAAUCUACAGAUUCGUCCACUGAUUCCUUGUGGUCAAUUCUUUCCUUUCCACCAAUUGAUUCCCUUGGGGAAAGCCUUCAAUCUUGCUCUUCCCUAAAACGGGUCCACUGAUUGAGUCAUCGGCCACUGCCGUGCCUGGCCUGGUUUUUGGGUUGCUCCCCUUUUGUUCCACCCCUUCCGAUGGGCUGUAUCAGUUUGAUCACCUUCUUCCGGCUCCUUCGAUCUAAAGAAAGUCUUCUUCCUAAUCAGUUCGGCUCUCAACUGUAGACCAAAUUGUUGUUCUGCUCCUCUGCUAAUUUUUGUUUACCCAUUUUUUUGCAGCCCUGAGCUUGGUGUAUUACACAACCACAAUUGAAGCACAUUCAAGGGAAUUUUUCGUAUUUCAUUGGGACCCAACUCCUCUUCCCUUGCAAAUUCACAGUUCUUCCUCUAGCCAGGGCUUUUGUCAGAUCAAUUUCUAUUUUCUCUCUUAGGAAUUUACCCCAUCCUCGUGCACAUAAACUUCCAGUACGUUUCCUACAGAUUUUCCAAUGAGAAUCCCUCUGUCACCGUUUAAACAAACCAGAGGAAGGUUAUGAAAUUGAACCCAAAAUACCUCUAUUGUGAAAUUCAACAGAUGAGGUUGGGAGAACCCAUCAAACGGUUUUAGCACCAAUAAGUAACUAUCGAACAGCCAUGGUCUGCCCUUCAUGACUCUCUCCUUGUCUACUAUGGUCGUGAACAUAAUAAUGAAUAAAUUGCGCUUGAUUUCUUUGAAAGACGCUGAUUUGCUCAAUUUCCAUACUUUUGCCAUUGUUGUUCGGAGAACUUCCUGCCCAAUGGUGUUGAUUGGCACAAAUCUUCCCCACCAGAAUCCUUUCUCCCUUACGUAAUACUUCCUCUGAUAAGCCUUCAUUGAGAUCAAUCGAAGAGUUUUCCUCUUCAGACAAAUGGAACUGAUCCCUUACUUCCUCCAGUCCCUCCAUUAACCCUCGUCCUAGCACCCUAUUGACUUAUCACUCUACCCUCACAGAAGCCAAGACUUUUUGCUCCGCCUCUUCCUUCUCAGAGAGACGGGAGAGAGAAGAAUUAGUACCCUAAGUACUUAUCAAUUCAAUAUAAGCUUUGUAAUUGGAUUAAUAGUUUGUUAGGAUUUCGUGGUUUUGAGUUGUUCCAAUACAAGGGGGCCCGACUGUGCAUUCAAAGAACAUUAUAUAUCUCGGUUGUACGUGUAGGUUUCUUUGUAUCAAUGUGAGGGAACCGCAUAAUUAGAACAUGUAUGCUGGAGUAGAGGUACACUGUGGCUCUUUGUAUGACUUGGAAGUUUGGAAAAAGGAUAUGGAGUCUUCACUAGAGGACGUGACUAUUUGUCAGAAAUGUGGUGACAGAGGCUUCUCUGUGGCUUUAAUCUACUGUGCAAAAUGCCAGGUUUCUGCUGAGCAUCGCUAUUGCUUGGAAGUACUGCCAGCAACUUUUGAUGAAUAUGUUACUUGGUUUUGUGACGAUUGUGAACCAAAGGUUGGAAAGCUAUAUACUAUCAACUUACCUAGCCCUUUCCCUCCUAGAGUAAGGCAUUCUGUUGAUUCAGAAAAUAAGCGAGCAGUCCAAUCUAGAAUCGGGUUAAAUAAGAAUAAUAACAACAUCCAAGGAUUGAAGGAUAACGAGAAAUUUGAAAAGAACAAGAAGAAGAAGAAGAAGAAGAAGAAGAAGAAUAGAAGGGACAUCAGUGUCUCUGUGGUUGAAACGGAUGUGAGAAUAUGUGAUAGUAUUCCUUCCCUUCAACUGAAUGAGACACAUUGUGGUGAGAUCUGGAAAAAAGGUCAGAAGCUUGGACAGGGGUAUCCUAAACUCUGUGACAUCCAUUGUGGUGAGAAAUGCGAAGAAGGUCAGAAGCUUGGACAAGAAUCAGGACUCCAUCUGAAAGAUGGAGCCAAUUUGGAUGAAGGUGUUGAAGAUGUUAGCUCUUCUAUUCAAUGCAUAAAGACACAUGGUCGUAAGAAUUGUGAGAAAGAUCUGAAGCUUGGACAAGAGUUCCGACUGGAUCUGAAUGAUGGGACCAGUCUUGAUGGGGAGAUUGAAUCUCUUAAAACCUCUCAAAUAGCAACUUCCGAUGUCUUAGAACGCCAUGUCCCUUCACAGCCUAUUGUUGAUCCUAUAUGGAGGGGUAGUUUAUGCAUCUGCAACAAUAGUUUUGACCCUCUUAGCAUUGUAGCCCAUUUGUCUAGCUUAGCAUGUUCUAAAGUCUGUGAGGAGACAAAAUUGAUACCGGAGUUGCUUUAUGCCGAGUUGCUUCUUAGGUCUCAAGUGUGGCCAAAAGGUUUUGAGAAGUGGGGCCCAACUGAUCAGAGUAUUGCUCUUUAUUUCUUUCCAGACAAUGAAAGUGAUGAAAUUGCUUGUGAGAGGCUGGUAAAAUUGAUGAUUGGCCAAGACCUUGCGUUGAGAUCUUUGGUUAAAAAUGCAGAACUUUUAGUUUUCCCUUCGAAGAAACUGCCUGUGCAGUAUUGGAGAUUUCAGGGGAAGUUUUAUCUGUGGGGUGUGUUCAGGCAAAAAAAGCAAAAGCUUCACAGGUAAGAAACCCAGGUGUCUCUGAAGUGGAGAAGACCGAUACAAAUGCCUUGAGCUGGGAUCGGUGGAUUUCAAUACCUGUUCGUUAAACAACAAUGGUAGUUAUGGUUUUAAGAUAAAAGUUUUGGUUUUGCUCUUCAGAAUGUAAAUAUCACUAGUGAUUUUGGCGAGGUCCGAAAACUUUAGUCAUUUAGGCUGACACUGCUGAGAUUAGAAGUCAAUCAGGGAACAGAGCCAUGAAUAUGGAGCAGGAAUUGGAACUUUGUAUGCUUAAAAAAAUCCAUGAGUAUUCCUCUAAUCCUUGAGUCGAUCUUUUGGCUGGUCAAGUCUACACAUGGAGGUGGGAUCGAUGUUUCACAGAACUCAUUUCUUGAACUAAUCAUCAUGGAGUUAUUAAAUUCAUUGUUUUUUGUUUACAUUUAGGUAAAUGGUCAUGGAAAGUAGAUUUUAUGUCCUGUAUAAUGUUUUUCGUUAUUGUGAGGUCAAGCCCAUGAAAAUAUUAUCACUCAUAUAUAACAUUUUUUUUAAUAAA